Athene cunicularia (burrowing owl) is the source of this 980-nucleotide messenger RNA. RefSeq names its product small integral membrane protein 12 (gene SMIM12). Lineage: Eukaryota; Metazoa; Chordata; Aves; Strigiformes; Strigidae. The transcript has a single exon. The record is from RefSeq and is a predicted model, not a curated record. The coding region runs from base 30 to 308 and encodes 92 amino acids.
CCCCCCUGCCAGGCGCAGCCCCCGGCGCCAUGUGGUCCGUGCUCUGGGCGGCCGUGCGCUCCAAGGCCCCGUACGUCACCUUCCCGGUGGCUUUCGUGGUGGGGCUGGUGGGCUACCACCUGGAGUGGUUCCUCCGCGGCCACCCCCCGCCCGCGGCCGAGGAGGAGAAGAGCAUCUCGGAGCAGCGGGAGGAGCGCAAGCUGCAGGAGAUCGCGGGCAAGGACCUGACCAAGGUGGUGAGCCUGAAGGACAAGCUCGAGUUCGCCCCUCGGGCCGUGCUGAACAGGAACCGCCCGGAAAAGAGCUAAUGAAGUUGUUCGGGCUAACGUGGAGCCCUGGAGCUACUGGUCCCAGCACGGGCUGGGCACUCCCCUGGCACCUGCACAUCGCCCACCAGCCUCCCGCCUGCACCGGGCUGUCCCUGGGCACAAAGUUGUGCCCACUGCUGCUCUGCACCCCCCUGGGGCCCACCCAGAGCUGCUCCUUUGUGGGGUGCAGGCGGGGAGCCAUGCGAUGGGAGGUGGAGUGUGUCUGAAACUCUGCAGCUCUCGGCCUGUCCCGGCCCCUGAACCACGAAACCCUCUUGGCCUGGUCCCACCCGCGUCUCGUUAGGUUGGGUUUUUUCCAUGGCAUAAAGAUAGAAGAAACUUGGACCUGAGUGACGCGGGGUCAGGGUCAGGCCGUGUGCCUGCGGCGGGAGGAUCUGCUGGCCCGCUCUCCCGUGGCUCUUUGCGAACCCCGACCAUGCGACGUCGCACCCAUGGGAGUCCGAGCGGUGGCGGCGAUCUCUGGGGAGCCCCUCUCUGUGUCAUCCCCAGGCUUUGCUGCGAGGAAUGGGGACGGGGGGGAGGUGGAAGUCCUGGCCCUGCUUCUGUCCUGCAGCUCCGAGCGUGGCGGUGGCUUUGGGCUGGCGUGUAGAGAGCGGGGAGGUCUCUGCCCUGUGUGGGAGCAGCCGGAAUAAACUUCUGUCAGUCCUCGGG